AUGACUAUUGCUUUCCAAUUAGCUGUUUUUGCAUUAAUUGCGACUUCAUCAGUCUUACUGAUUAGUGUACCCGUUGUAUUUGCUUCUUCUGAUGGUUGGUCAAGUAACAAGAAUGUUGUAUUUUCCGGUACAUCAUUAUGGAUUGGAUUAGUCUUUUUGGUAGCUAUUCUUAAUUCUCUCAUUUCUUAA
Molecule: messenger RNA, 189 nt
Organism: Ananas comosus (pineapple)
Lineage: Eukaryota; Viridiplantae; Streptophyta; Magnoliopsida; Poales; Bromeliaceae
Source: the annotation of a RefSeq genome assembly